This is a messenger RNA of Aplysia californica (California sea hare), 5145 nucleotides long. RefSeq lists its product as uncharacterized. Gene Ontology annotation, molecular function: mRNA binding. Gene Ontology annotation, cellular component: ribonucleoprotein complex; cytoplasm; nucleus. The transcript has 18 exons. Bases 47 to 3556 code for a protein of 1169 amino acids. NCBI's taxonomy places the organism in Eukaryota, Metazoa, Mollusca, Gastropoda, Aplysiida, Aplysiidae. The record is from RefSeq and is a predicted model, not a curated record.
UUGUCUCAAGCUCCGUCAUUUCAGGCAUUUUCUUUCUACCAUCAAAAUGGCGUCGACCCGGAGUGGUGGUGCGCUGAAGCGCAGAGCGAGGGAAGAAUUCAACAAACAUUGCAUCCUUGAGCUGUCCAAUGUUCCUCCAAGUACAGAUGGGGAAAUAAAAACUUUCAUGGCAGGAAUCAAAGUGUCAAAAAUCAAAAGAAAUGAAGAAACGGCUCUUGUCACCUUGGUCCAAGGGGAACAGUUAGAACAAGCCGUUGAGAAGUUGAAUGAAAAGCAGAUGAAGGACAACACUGUGGCUGUGAAACCAGGAUGCAGUGGUAAAACCAUUUGCGUGGCUCAUAUCCCCCUGACCUACACUGAAGACAUGUUCCGUGUCUUGUGUGAGAAAUAUGGAACUGUGGAAUUUUCUUAUAUCAUGCGGUCUGAAGAGACAGGUGCUAGUAAAGGUUAUGGUAUUGUUGAGUUUAAAGAGGAGGUUGAGCAAAGUAAAGUCAUCAAAUCUGAGCUAGACUGGCACACAGUGGAUGGUCAGUCUCUGCAUGCUGACAUUCUGGACGAGUCCUGUCUAGCUAACUUUGAACAGCUGCAGUCUCGCUGCCUGCUCAUCAACGACAUGCCAGAAGACUUUGUUGAUGUUUCCAAAUUGCGUGAGAUGUAUGGAUGCGUGACUAGUCCAGUGUAUUGUCAGAUUAUUGCUAAAGGAGAGAAGUCUCUUGGAUACGGCAUUAUCGAAUUCCGCACCCCGGAGGAUGCUGAGCAGACAUGGCUGAAAAUGCACACGGAAAAAAUAGAAGAUAAAGAAGUUGUAGCGACUUUCUGUAUCCCAGGGAAGUCAGCUGUUGUGAUCAACAAUAGGAUAAUGUGGAAAUAUGGAGACAAACUUCAGAAGAGCAGUAGCCUUCUUCCUGAUCCCGUUGCUGCAAAGCCUGUCAUUGCUGGGAAUCCAAUUGUCAUUAGUUUGUCCAACAUGAACUCUAAAUUAAUGGAUGAGUUCACAAAAGUGCUUGGUGAAUUGCAGCAAGCAUAUGUGUCUCAGAUGAUGUCACCUGUACACAAACCAGGUUUGUUGGGACCGGCGCCAUCACUUCCUCUAAGCCCCAUGAUGAACCCAAACAUGCAGUUGGGGCUUUUGGUGAUGCUUGCUAUCCACAUUCAGGGUGCAAAGAAAGAACAGUUUAAAGGAGUCUUGGCCAAGCAGCUGAACAACUUGAGUGAACCGGAAGGCGUAGAUAGUGGACGUAAGCCAUCCAUUUUGGGGGAUCCCUUGACUGGACAAGCCAACGUGAUUCUUACCACUCUGAAGCAACAGCUGAACCAGGUCGCUCUCACUGGAGAAGAUGGAGAGACUGUUGAAGAACCAGAGGCUGUUGAUGACAAAAUCCAGCACAUUGUCAAGAAGUUUAUUGCCAAUGGACGCUACCUCAACCUGAGCCUCCUCACCAACCUGGGUCAGCUGCUGGUCACCUUGAACAAAGUGGCCUCCGACACUCCCAGAAGUGGUCCCACAUCUUUGGGAGGUGGUAGGGGCCAGUCUCUAUUGGGUCCCGUACCUGGAUCUGGUCCACCCCAGCCUCUAAUGGGGCCCCCUAUUGGCCAAAACCUCCUGUACCAGAUGUCGAUGGGAGGUGGGGGACCUGGUGGUCCCGGCGGCGGUGGCCCAGGAGGCAGAGGACUGCUGGGUGAUGUGCCCAAGGACGACCCCGGCAUGGGCAAGCCAAUGGGCAACCACAUGCGAAACCAGAUGGGCAACCAGCGAAUGAAGAGCGGAGGGGGUGGAUUUGGGGGUGGCCCCGGCGGCAGUGGAUUUGGAGGCGGACCUGGUGGACCUGGGAGUGGAUUUGGAUCUGGAGGUGGCGGAUUUGGAAGCGGAGGAGGAGGAGGUGGGUUUGGAGGCGGACCUGGCAGUGGAUUUGGCGGAGGCGCUGGCAGUGGUUUUGGCGGAGGACCCGGUAGUGGAUUUGGUGGAGGUGCUGGAGGAGGUGGAUUUGGCGGGGGUUCUGGAGGUAGCGGUUUUGGUGCUGGUUCCGGAGGUGGUUUUGGCGGAAGUGGUGGCGGAGGAGGAGGUGGAGGUGGAUCGGGUGGAGGUGGAAAGUCGCUGUUGGGCAAGCCUCCCAGUUUCAAGUCGAACCAGGGUGGAAAUACUGGCAACGCCGCAUUGGACCAAGGAUCCUGGAAGAGUAUGGAAUCUGGGCGUUGGGGUUCUGGAAACAACUAUGAGAGCGGCUACGGCAACAAAACCAAUAUGUCUGGAGGAUACAAUGACUACUCGUAUGGAAAUGAUAAUUACUCGCAGGACAUGAGUAGCGGAGGCUAUGGUGGUUAUGGUGAUGGCAACUCGGACUACUCCUAUUAUCAACAGUUUGGAUAUGGUCAGGAUAACUCGUACCAAGGGGACAGUGGGUAUAAUCAGUUUGGUGGCUCUGGCUUUGGCUCUGGAGGUGGCAUGGGCUCUGGAGGUGGCAUGAGCGGCAGCGGCUCUGGCAAUAUGGGCGGUGGUGGCAGCGGCACUGGUGGAUAUGGAAUGGGUGGGGGCCUUGGAGGCAACCAAGCAUCAGGUGUGAGCUUCCAGGAUGGACAAGCUUUCGGCAAAGGAGGCAACAGUGGCCUUGGCCAAGAUAAUAGCAACUAUGGUGGGGAUGGGUACGGGGGAGGAAUGGGAAACAAUAAUUAUGGCUACGGCGGAAGAGAUGAUUACAACACUGGGACUUACGAUUCCUACGGGUCUGUUGGUUUGGGUGGGAACUACUCUAGCGGAAUGGGAGAUGGCAUGGGAGGAAUGGGCGGUGCCAGUGGCGGCGGGGGUAGCAUGAGUGGGAUGGGAGGGAGCGGAAUGAGUGGGAUGGGCAGCGGCUCGAUGAGUGGGAUGGGCAGCAUGAGCGGUAUGGGCAGCGGCUCCAUGAGUGGGAUGGGAGGAAUGGGCAACACCAACUCGAUGAGUGGGAUGGGCAGUUCGUCCAUGAGCGGAAUGGGAAGCACCUCUAUGAGUGGGAUGGGAGGAGGCUCUAUGAGUGGGAUGGGAGGCGGCUCUAUGAGUGGAAUGGGCUCUGGUAUGAGCGGGAUGGGCGGAGGCUCUAUGAGCGGGAUGGGUGGAACUUCCAUGGGGGGAAUGGGCGGGAUGAGCAGCAGCAUGAAUAACGGCAUGGGUGGCAUGAGCGACAUGUCGUCCAGUGCCUACUCCACUGGUAUGAGCGCGUCGGGCAGCAAGGGCUACGGUAGCUCCGGUACCGGCAUGAUGGGAGGCAGCAGCAGCUAUGGGAGCAGUGGUGGCAUGGGCACGGGAGGCUCCAUGGGCAACAAGAUGGGCGGAGGGCUGGGUGGCAGAGACCAAAGUAUGAUGGGAAGUUCCUACUACCAGGGCGGUGCAGGGAACAGCGUGUCAAACUCUGGACUGUUGCCAUCACCUUCAAAAUAUAUGACCCCACCACAAAAACGCAGCCACAACCAACUCUUGCCCAAGCCAGAGCCUAGCCCUGAUGGUGCUGAUUAUAUUGGUCAACACUCUCAAGGCAUCGGAGGACACUACCAGGACAGCUUCAAGCGCCCACGUCUCUACUAAGAUUCUCAAACCUGUCCCAUUGUUUGUGUUUAAGACCCAUGUUCAGGUGCAGCCGUUUUGCUCUGAAUGUUUUUAUUGGAUGUCCCGUUCUGUUUUCAUGGUAGCAAAUUAGUGAAAAGGGAGGAGAGUUUGUUUGUAAGAGUAUUACAGUAACAAUGGGGUUGGGUUUAAGGGGUGGGGGGAGGGAACUGUGUGGUUUUAACAAUUCCAAUCUUGUUGUCAACUGUUUUACAGUAUUUUUUAACACUGAAUGUUAUGCAUGAUGCCCUUAUUCCAAGUGUUUUUUCCUAUUUGAGGAGAUGAUUAUAUCCGAGUCAUUGCAAGAAGAGUACUCUGUUGCACACAUCGUCAGAAAGCCAACUCGCAAUGAUGGGCGAGUUAGUUGUGAAUGUGAGUUGGAUAAAGUGAAAAGAGAAGGUUUUCCCGACUUACUUCUGCUCUAACAAUGAUGUUGACCACUUUUGACUUCUUUUUUUUAGUAGUUUGAGUGCGGUUUGUUUUUUUGGUAGCUUGAGUGCUUUGGUUCAUGUUACAAGAGUGCUUAGCUUGUUCCCUUCUAAUAAAUUUUGUUCAGAAAUUUUUGAAGAGAUGUUCAUUUGUGCUUGUAGUAUCACACCACUCAUUUUAAUUAAUCUUAUUUCGUUACCUUCUGUUUUAUUGUAAUGUCAAUGGCAAACUUUACUUUGGAUGGGUAGUUGCAUCAAUGACCUUUGGGGCGGUUUUUAUGGAAAGAUAGCUUACUUCUUUCUUGAAUUAUUUUAGCAUUUCUUGUCGCUUUCAUCAAGAGAUAUAGUAGCUGGUAUAAGGAAUGUCAUUCUUUCUUCCUGAAGAAAACUGUCUGCUUUUGUGUGAAUGCUAUUUAUUUCUGUCUCCUCCUCUUUUACUAGAUUUGUUGUCAUUUUCAUAUACUUUUCAUAGUUUUCCAUCCCCCAACAGACGUGCAAAACUUUUCUCAGGUGUCGCGGAAAGUUUUCCUCUUUCUCCUUUUUAUUCUCUUACUCUCUGUCUCUCUCUUUAUGUCCAUCUGCAGUGGACUCCUGGUUGCAUCCUGUUUUCACGAAGAAUUUGUGGUUCAUCAUUCUGUUCAAAAUUAAAAACGUAAACAUGCAUUUAAUUUCUCAGAAUAAGAUUUUUGAAAGAAAUGAAAACAUUGUGUCAAAAAAGAAAUUGUUGCUAUGCGACAUUAAAUCACUGGCAUUUUUAUUGUACGUUGCUGUUUCGUAGUUUUUCUGUUUGAAGGUACUGAAAUAGAAAUUGAGAACACGCUUGAAAUACAUAACUGCAACAGUUAUGCCAUGGAUCACAUUUUUAUUCCCAAGUUUGAGUUGCAUCUGUGAAAUUUCCCUCCUUUUUUGUCAUUUGGUUUUUAUUUGUUGAUCAUCACUUCAAUAAGCAACUGAUUACUAUCUUUUGAUUUCCCCGCUUUUAUUUUAAUUGUGAAUGGUGAAUUAAUUUAGGGACAAUACAUAAAGUUUUUCAUUUAUGUCAGUUCAAAAUGAGAUGUACUGGAAAAUGAUCUUCUUCAAGCCGUGGUCAUAUCAGGGUCUGAAGUUGCUUUUGUGUUAAUAAAAGAAAUUGUAAGUAUAGAA